AUGAACUCUCUAGAAUCUGUAGCCCAGUCCCUUGCUGGGCUGUCAAUCACCCCAUCAGCCAGCCUGAUCAAAACGCUCGUCGACAAGCCGAAGACUGCAAAAACUGCGAUUCCGGUCCCUGUUGUCGUGAUUGCCCGUGAAGAGACCGAGACGAGCUCAUCAGCGCUCGGUAAGAAGCUCAACCUGAAGGAGCUGAGGUUGGCAUCUGAGGAUCUGCUUGCUGAAUUUUUCGCGCUCGAUAAGGACUCUUUGUCGCUACUUUCAUUGACUAGCGAGACGUUCCCAAAAGUUGUUACCGUGAUUGAUGCAUCGAUCACGUCCUCCUCAUCAACAUUUGCGUUACACGCACUAUCCUCCAGUGCAACCGUCUUUCUUUCUGGACAGGAUAUCCUGUCUUACCUCCGAAAACUUGGGACUGAGGACUUGAAAGUCCAAGAAAUCGACUUUACUUCCCUCAAGUCUGAUGUCGAGAAAGAGGUCGCGAAAAUCGAUGGCGCCGUUCAGAUCGCCAUCGGUGUCAAGAAGGAAGUCGAUUUCUCUGCGUGGUAUCAGAGCGUCUUAAUAAAAGCAGAAAUGCUCGAGUACUACAGUGUUAGUGGGUGCUAUAUCUUGAGGCCGUGGUCGUACAUUAUCUGGGAGGAGAUCCAAGACUGGUUCAACAAGGCAAUGAGCGUUCAGAAUGUAUACUUCCCUAUGCUUGUGUCACAAAAGGUGCUCGAACGCGAGAAGGACCACAUUGAGGGUUUCUCUCCGGAAGUUGCAUGGGUUACAAGAGCUGGGAGCUCUGACCUUGAGGAGCCGGUAGCCAUUCGUCCGACAUCUGAGACUGUCAUGUAUCCUUACUAUGCCAAAUGGAUCAAGAGUCAUCGAGAUUUGCCACUGAAAUUGAACCAAUGGAACAACGUCGUCCAAUGGGAGUUUAAACAUCCGCAACCGUUCCUCCGUACUCGGCAGUUCCUGUGGCAAGAGGGCCAUACUGCUCACCUUACCAAGGCCGAGGCUGAUAAGGAAGUUCGGGAGAUCCUCGACUUGUACUGCCGCGUGUAUGAGGAACUCCUUGCUGUUCCUGUCAUUCCUGGUAUCAAAUCCAAGAAGGAGAAGUUCGCUGGUGCCCUCUAUACUACCACGAUUGAAGGCUUUGUUCCUCCCUCGGGCCGUGGUAUUCAGGCUGCUACCUCGCACUGCUUGGGCCAGAACUUUUCACGCCCGGAAAUGUUUAACAUCAUGGUCGAGGACUCGAAUGAUCCUUCUGGCCAAGGCAAGACCUUUGCAUGUUCUGUGUGGUGUCCAGCAAAGACGAGCGAUGAAGACAGAGCUAAGAUUAACAAUCCCUGCGAUGAUCUCGCAAAAUCUCUGAUAGAUGGGGGUGUCCGGGCGAGAGCAGAUCUUAGGGAGGGUUACGCCCCCGGAUACAAAUUCAACGACUGGGAACAAAAGGGCGUCCCCCUUCGUUUGGAGAUAGGGCCGAAUGACCUUGCGAAGCAGCAGACGCUGUCCGUGCGCCGUGAUACCGGUGCAAAGAUCCCCGUUGCUCUCGCUGACCUUGCCACCACAAUCCCGAAGACGCUCGAAACUAUCCAGAGCGUGCUCUCGCUGAAAGUUACACGAUGGGAAGACUUUGUCCCCACACUAGACAGCAAGUGCAUAGCUGUCAUUCCGUGGUGCGAGCGUGAAGCAUGCAGAGGCACCGUGCUAUACAGUUGUAUUUGA
Molecule: messenger RNA, 1710 nt
Organism: Suillus subaureus
Lineage: Eukaryota; Fungi; Basidiomycota; Agaricomycetes; Boletales; Suillaceae
Exons: 12
Coding region: 1-1710 (569 amino acids)
Biological process (GO): prolyl-tRNA aminoacylation
Cellular component (GO): cytoplasm; aminoacyl-tRNA synthetase multienzyme complex
Molecular function (GO): proline-tRNA ligase activity; aminoacyl-tRNA deacylase activity; ATP binding
Source: RefSeq, a predicted model, not a curated record